AUGCCAGAAAAGAUUCUCGACGACAUUUCGCACCGCCGAUACAAUCCACUGCGGGGUACUUGGCUGCUCGUCUCCCCGCAUCGUACGAAAAGACCAUGGCAAGGUCAGCAAGAGGAUGCGCUAAAGUCUACACUUCCUGAGUACGAUCCAUCUUGCUACCUAUGUCCCGGAAACAAACGCGCCCAGGGUGAUUCAAAUCCCAAAUACACCAAGACGUUUGUGUUUGUCAAUGAUUACAGCGCCGUUAAAGAAGAGCAGGCCGAAUACAAGCAGGAAGAGAGCCCCAAAGGUUACCUUUCUAGCCUUCUCCUGCGCGCAGAAUCAGUGACGGGAAAAUGCUAUGUCCUAACCUUCUCCCCCAACCAUAACCUCACGCUCGCCGACCUCACUCCCUCCGAAAUCCUGCCUGUCAUUCAAGCAUGGACCCAAAUCUACACUACCCAUCUAUCCCCGAAAUCUCCACUUGCAGCAGUUGCCCAGCCUACGAAGCUUGCUCCAACAGGUCUCACAAUCACUGCCCCAAACGCACAGUAUACAUGGAUGCAGAUAUUCGAGAACAAAGGUGCGGCAAUGGGCUGUUCGAACCCGCAUCCACAUGGCCAAGUAUGGACCACUACAGGCCUUCCCGAUGAACCAGCGCAAGAGCUCGAGCAAUUGAAGAAGUAUCGCAAAGAGCAUAGUGAUUGUCACAUGCUCGAAGAAUACGCAAAAUUGGAGCAGGAGAAGGAAGAGCGGGUUGUUUUCCAAAACUCUACUUUCUUGGUAGUAUGUCCAUGGUGGGCAACCUGGCCAUUCGAAGUCAUGGUUCUUAGCAAGAAGCACAAGCGGGCGCUGGUAGAUUUGGAUGACCAGGAAAAGCUGGAUUUCGCAGAGGCCAUUGCGGAGGUUACAAGAAGAUAUGACAAUUUGUUUGAGACGAGCUUCCCUUACAGUUCCGGAAUCCACCAGGCACCCCUUGAAGGCUCAGAAGAGGAAGUUGAGGCCUCCCAUUUCCAUAUGCAUUUCUACCCACCGCUGUUGAGGAGUGCAACGGUGCGCAAGUUUCUGGUGGGUUAUGAGUUGAUGGCUGAACCGCAGAGGGAUAUCACGCCCGAGCAAGCGGCGGCGAAGUUGAGAGCCUGUGGAGGAACUUUGUAUAGAAAGCUUUUGUGA
Messenger RNA from Lachnellula hyalina, 1152 nucleotides. It is a transcript of the gene gal7, whose product is annotated as Galactose-1-phosphate uridylyltransferase. Gene Ontology annotation, molecular function: zinc ion binding; UDP-glucose:hexose-1-phosphate uridylyltransferase activity. The transcript has 5 exons. Bases 1 to 1152 code for a protein of 383 amino acids. Gene Ontology annotation, cellular component: cytoplasm. The record is from RefSeq and is a predicted model, not a curated record. NCBI's taxonomy places the organism in Eukaryota, Fungi, Ascomycota, Leotiomycetes, Helotiales, Lachnaceae. Gene Ontology annotation, biological process: beta-D-galactose catabolic process via UDP-galactose, Leloir pathway.